GAAAUUCCCUUCAAGGUGUCCGUGGGCUCCGUGGUUUUGUUGCAACAUCUUCACAAGAAGCUUCCCUUCAAUGUGUCCGUGGGCUCUGUGGUUCUAUUGCAACAUCAUCCUGACAAGGAAAUUCCCUUCAAGGUAUCCGUGGGUUCUGUGGUUCUGUUGCAAAAUCUGGACAAGGAAAUUCCGUUCAAGGAUUUUUCCUUCAUGGCCUCCCUGGGCUCUGUGGUUCUCUUGCAACAUCUUGACAAAGAAAUUCCUUUCAACGUGUCCAUGGGCUCUGUGGUUCUGUUACAAUAUCUUGACAAGGAAAUUCUCUUCAAAAUGUUCGCGGGCUCUGUGGUUCUGUUGCAAUAUCUUGACAAGAAAAUUCCCUUCAAGGUGUCUGUGGGCUUUGUAGUUCUAUUACAUCAUCUUGACAAGGAGAUUCCGUUCACGGUGUCCGUGGGCUCUGUGGUUCUGUUGCAACAUCUUUACAAAGUGAUUCCCUUCAAGGUGUCCGUGGGCCCUCUGGUUCUGUUGCAACAUCUUGACAAGGAAAUUCCCUUCAAGGUUUCCGUGGGCUCUGUGGCUCGGUUGCAACAUCUUGACAUGGACAUUCCCUUCAAGGUGUCCGUGGGCUCUGUGGUUCUGUUGCAGCAUCUUGACAACGAAAUUUCCUUCAUGGUGUCCGUGGGCUUUGUGGUUCUGUUGUAA
Symbiodinium natans is the source of this 690-nucleotide messenger RNA. The record is from the annotation of a GenBank genome assembly. Lineage: Eukaryota; Dinophyceae; Suessiales; Symbiodiniaceae.